AUGGGAUGGAAGAAAUUGAACACCGAUGGGUCGGUUUUGGGUAGACUUGGUCAAGCAGGCUGCGGUGGUGUUGUUAGAGAUGAUAAUGGGAGUUGGAUAGCAGAGUUGGAUGCUAAAGCAGUGGUUGAUGUCUUAAGGAACUACAACUAUGAUAACACUAUUAUAUCUCCUAUAAUGGAUGAUUGCAGGAAGUUGCUAUCCUGUUUUCAGCAAAUUCAGAUCAAGCACUGCUACCGGCAAGCUAACAGAUGUGCAGACUUAUUGGCCAAAAUGGGAGUGGAGCAGGAAAUAGAUUUUCUUAUUUUUUUGAAUCCGCCUGUGGAUGUUUUGCAAAUUCUUCAGGAUGAUAGGAUUGGUUUGUAUGUAAAUUGGACCUGCCAUGGGCCUGUUGCUUCUCUUUGA
Quercus lobata is the source of this 402-nucleotide messenger RNA. RefSeq lists its product as uncharacterized. Lineage: Eukaryota; Viridiplantae; Streptophyta; Magnoliopsida; Fagales; Fagaceae. The record is from RefSeq and is a predicted model, not a curated record. Gene Ontology annotation, molecular function: nucleic acid binding; RNA-DNA hybrid ribonuclease activity. The transcript is spliced from 2 exons. The coding region runs from base 1 to 402 and encodes 133 amino acids.